Messenger RNA from Peronospora matthiolae, 3294 nucleotides. The record is from the annotation of a GenBank genome assembly. Lineage: Eukaryota; Oomycota; Peronosporomycetes; Peronosporales; Peronosporaceae.
AUGAGCGCGCCGUAUCCGAGACAGGCGUUCGCCAAGUCACUGCGACUGGCGCCUCAGUGUAGCAGUCGAAGUACCAGCAGCAGCAGCAGUGGAAAAAAUCCCCCCCCAGACGCACACGUCGUUCUCGUCAUGGGGAAUGUUGCUGCGAAAGAGGCGCCUGCCGCCUCAACGUCAACCCAAGUGCGCGACACGACAACAAAAGCAACCUCAACCGCAAAGGAAACCACAACUGCAACACCAAAAGCAACUGAAACGGAAACAGAAACAGAAACGGAAACCGCACCAGCAACGGCAACCUCGACAUCAACGCCGCCACCAUCCGAGUCACCGCCGCUAUUCCGCGUUCUGUCGGCCGAUCAGCGCGCCGUCACCUUUGACGAGCGCGCGCACCUGCGCGUGGGCGCCCAAGAGCGCGCUGACCGCGUGACGCUCGGCCUCGAUGCCAGGUCGGACUUUCGGCCGCUCCAACGCGCCGCUACGUUCGACCCGCGUCUGCAUGAGCAGAAGACCCCGUUGACAGCGUCGGACGUGCUGCACCGUCGCUUUUUCAACGUGCGCGAGCGCCGCGUGAGCGUCGGUGCCGACCGCAACUUGUUCCGCAUCACGGAGGAUGACACGGAGCGUCAGGAAGCAGUUGUCGUCGUGGAUCCGUACUCGACGGGCAUGACGUUAGCAGAAAAGGCACUCGCGCGGGGGUACGUCUGUCUCUGCGUGUACUCGGACACGCUGGACGUGACCCAAGAGCGCAUUGCCAAGGUGCCCAAGCACUUGACCGCCAGGUACGGAGCCAUCAUCUACCACGACGGCGACGUCGAGAAGCGCGACGAGCACCAGGCGCUGGCCGACACGGCAGCGGCGCUACGUCGCGUCAAGCACGUGGACAUUAUCGCGGUCUUUCCCGGCGCCGAGACGGGCGUCAUGCUCGCUGACAAGCUCUCGGAGCACUUGCAGCUCACGACCAACGGCACGAAAGGGUCGGCUGCUCGACGCAACAAGUACCUCAUGGGCGAGAAAGUACGGGCCGCGGGUUUGCGCGCCGUAGCGCAAGUGCAAGCGACCAAGUGGUCGCAGGUCGAGGCGUUUGUGAAUGAAGAACUGGCGCCGCGACUGGAAGCAGACGAGCGAGCGUUUCAAGUGAUUGUCAAGCCCGUAGAGAGCGCCGGCAGUGACGACGUGAUGCUCUGCUGCUCGAUGGACGAAGUGCGCACGGCGUUUGGGAAUAUCCAAGGCAAGAUCAACGGCUUGGGACUCGAGAACCAAGCCACGCUCGUACAGGAGUAUCUGGACGGGAUCGAGUACGUGGUGGAUACAGUGAGUCGCCACGGCGUGACCAAAGUCGUGGCGCUCUGGGAGUACGACAAGCGCGCGGUGAAUGACGCGCCGUUCGUGUACUAUGGCGUGUUGUUGCGUGCUGCUCCAGACGGUUCCGUGCUGGCCAAAGUGGUGGACUACGUGCUAAAGGUCGUCGAUGCACUGGAUAUUGUGCACGGCCCUGCACACGCAGAAGUGAAGGUGGUCAAGGGGGGCGAACCGUGUCUGGUAGAGAUUGGCUCGCGCUGCCAUGGCGGCUCUGGCUCGUAUCUGCCGAUCGUGACUCCGUGUCUUGGCUAUAACCACGUGGAUGCCGCGUUGGACUCGUACCUGGAUGCGAAAGCGUUUGAAGACUUACCUGAUCGUCCAAAGGAGCUCAAAUCUCAUGGCUGUGAAGCGAUGCUCGUGUCGUAUGAGUCUGGCAAGCUCGUGGGUUACCCCGGGAAGGAGGAACUCGAUAAUUUACCAUCGGCAGUGUCGACAGUGUGGUACACGCACAUUGGACAGCAGCUGGAACCCACGAUUGAUAUGUUCACGACACCUGGAAGCGUCAUUAUGGUCCAUGAAGACGAAGAGCAACUGAACCGUGAUUAUGCACGCAUCCGCGAGUUGGAACACGAGGGUUUGUACGAGCUGGAAAUUGACGCGAAGCCGGAGAAGCCACGCGGCACGGUGGUGAUAGUGGACCCUUUCUCGACGGGCGCGUUACUAGCCCAUGAGCUGAUGGCGAGAGGAUACGAUUGUAUCUGCGUGUACAGCGACCGUUUGGCGAAAAUUGAGGGUGCACGAUUGGUGCCGGAGGGUCUUACGCUAGAGUUUGCAGCGACUGUUGCGUGCAAGGGAAACUUUGAGCAGACGGUGAAUGCCAUUCGUAAGGCUGCGAAGCAAGUUGCCGACCGACAAAUGAAGAGAGAGGACGAUUUGACGGCCGAUGCUUCGGUUUGUGCGGUAUUUGCUGGCGCGGAAGGAGGUGUGAAGUUGUCUGAUGCUAUCGCGGAUGCGUUGGGGCUGAAAGGUAAUCGCAUGGAGCACUCGAAUGCGCGAUGCAGCAAGUAUCUUAUGGGUGAAACCUUGCGGGCUGCCGGUAUACGUGCCGUGAAGCAGGUGAAGGCGAAUACCUGGGCCGAGGCGGAGGCUUUCAUCACUGAGGAUCUGAUGUCAGAGCCUUUUGAAGUGGUGGUUAAACCGUUGGAGAGCUACUGUACUGAAGAUGUGGUGCUGUGUCGAUCGAUGGAGGAAGUAAAGCGUGCUUUUGACGCCGUUCUGGGCAAAACUAAUCGCCUUGGACUCGUGAAUGUAGCAGUGUUGCUGCAAGAGUACCUGGAGGGUGACGAGUAUGUGGUAGAUACGGUCAGCCGGGACGGAGAGCACAAGGUGACGGCUGUAUGGAAGUACGACAAGCGCCAUGUGAAUGAUGCUACAUUCGUGUACUUUGGGUUGACACUGGUACCUGCUGAGGGUAUUGUCAACGAAAUGAUCGACUAUCAGUUCCAAAUACUUGAUGCACUGGGUUUCUGCAACGGACCCGCUCACGGAGAAGUCAAGUUCUGCCGCGGCUCUCCGGUACUGAUUGACGUUAGCUCUCGCUGCCACGGCGCGGAGGGCGCGUGGGUGCCCAUUGCUAACAGUUGCGUGGGCUACAACCAAGUGGCUGCGGCAAUUGACAGUAUGGUCGAUGGAAAGGCGUUUGCCAAGUUGGCUGACCGGCCAGGGAAGCUGCUUGCUUACGGUGGCACAGCCGUGCUCGUGUCGUACAAGAAUGGUGUUCUGAAGAGUAUGCCAGGCAUGGCGGAGAUUGAAAAGAUGCCAGCGUUUUUCAAGAAGGACAUCUUUGUCGCACCAGGGGACAAUAUACGUCAGACGGUGAGCAUGUUUACGGCACUGGGUUGCAUCACGCUCGUGCACAAGGACCGGGUCGUGUUCGAGUCAAGUCUUGCCCGUAUUCGUGAACUCGAGGUCGACGGGCUGUUUGAGCUGGAGUAA